This is a messenger RNA of Sinocyclocheilus anshuiensis, 3096 nucleotides long. It is a transcript of the gene myom3, whose product is annotated as myomesin 3. The record is from RefSeq and is a predicted model, not a curated record. NCBI's taxonomy places the organism in Eukaryota, Metazoa, Chordata, Actinopteri, Cypriniformes, Cyprinidae. Gene Ontology annotation, molecular function: protein binding. The transcript has 25 exons. Bases 1 to 2880 code for a protein of 959 amino acids.
AUGGCGGUGGUUCUGCUGGUCCCGCUUGCACGUGUAAAAGUGCUCGGAGUGAUUCGUUCUCAGAGCAGAGGAGGUCGAAUCUUCCAGUAUCAGUCCCUAACAGGGAAGGAGAGCUGGCAUCUGGCUAGUAUGGAUAUGACGGUUCUGUCUACAAGAUUUGCUGCGUUUGACCAGCGGAAGGGAAAGUCAUACACUUACCGUGUUCGCUCUGUUAACAAGUAUGGCAUCAGCGAACCGUCUCUUCCCAGCGAACCCAUCUCAGUGGGCCAGCCGCUAGGAGUUCCCACUCUGCCACACGGCGUCCUGCCCAUCCGAGACACCAACAGCUCAGUCCUGCUGCAGUGGAAGGAGCCCAAAAUAACAGAGGGUAUUGUGGGAUACUAUCUGUACUGCAGUGAGGUUGGAAGUGGACAGUGGAAGACCAUCAAUAAUAAGCCCAUCACCAAAACCAGGUUUACAGUUGAUGGCCUGAAGACCAAUAAAGAGUAUGUAUUCCGGGUGAAGUCCGUGGGACUGGCGGGAAACAGCAUCUACUCUGAGGAGUCUCCUGCCGUUCGAGUGAAAUCAGCGAUAUAUGUUCCAUCUCGUCCAUCAGCCAUCACUCUACUGCGCUGCACCGGAGCAGAGAUGCUGAUUGGCUGGAGAGCCCCGGCCAAUCACGGAGGAGACCCUGUGCGCGGCUACUUCCUGGACCAGAGGGAGAAAUCCCAGAGUUCCUGGAGAGAGAUCAGCAUCAAACCCGCUAAAGAAAGAGUGUACGAGGUGACAGGCCUUCAGGAAGGACGUUUUUACCAGUUCCGAGUCUUCGCAGCCAAUAUUGUUGGUCUGGGUGACGCUUCUGAACCCAGCGAGCUGUUUUUGUGUGAGCGCUGGACGAUGCCUGAGCCUGGUUGUCCGUAUGAUCUGGAAUUUAGAGAAGUGAGGCGGAACUCUCUGGUGCUGCUGUGGGCGGGGCCUCUGUACAAGGGCCAAUCAGAGGUCAGCGGGUAUGUAGUGGAGAUCAGCGAGGGGGCGGAGUCUGAGGAUUGGACCCUCGUGACGAGUGAGCCAGUGACGGAAACUCACUUAAAGGUUUCAGGUCUGCAAGCAGGUCAGACGUACCGCCUCCGUGUGUCUGCUGUUAACGCCGCCGGAGUCGGCAUGUCUUCAGUGGCGUCAGAGCCGGUGGAAGCGCAGACUAAAGCAGGAACCAAAGAGAUUGAGAUCGGAGUCGAUAACGACGGCUUCAUCUUCCUGAGCUUUGAAGCUCCUGACAGCACUGAUAAAGACGUCUUUAAGUGGAGUAAGAACUACGGCAAAGCGAUUGAUGCCGGACGAGCCCGACUGGAGAACAAAAACAACAGGUCUGUUCUUACCUUCACGGACGCCUCGGAGCAGGAUUUGGGCCUUCACACUGUGGAGCUGAGCGGAAACCCUGACGUCUCCUCUAGUUUCACCUUCACUGCAGAGGAUCUGGAGAGGCUGACAGAACUCAGCUGGCAUGUCAGAAACCCACUGAUCGCUCUGAAGUCUGAAGGCUGGCAGGUGGACGUGUCCGAGCAGGGAAGUGUGCGUCUGUGGCUGCAGACCGAGGCUCUCAGUAGCGCCGCGGUGCUUCGGCUCAUCCUCAAUGACAGAGAGAUCUCCAGCACACCGACCCGUAAGAUUAACUUUGACAAGGCACAGGGUCUGGUGGAGAUCCUGCUUGAUCAGAUAUCAAGAGAGGACGAGGGCUCAUACACCGCACAGCUCAAAGACGGCCGGGCCAAGAACCAGUUCACUCUGGUGUUUGUGGAUAAGAAAUUUCGGGACACACUGGCCAAAUCUGAGGCCAACAGACACAACUGGAAGAGAAAGUCGGGUCCCCAUUUCGAGGAGUUUUUGUCAUGGACAGUGACUUCAGAUUGUGAAAUGAUUAUGAAGUGCAAGGUCACCAACGUGAGCAAAGACACGCGUGUGAAGUGGUUUAAGGACGGAGUGGAGCUUCCUCAGGCGGUGUACGAGCCCCCGGGCGUCAGCUCCUUCACCGUCCCGCAGGUGACGAGGAAGGAGCUGGGUGUGUACAGAGCUGUAGUGUCCGACAGCAGAGGAGAAGACGAGAGCGUCCUGGAGCUGAUAGAUGAUGGUGAGAACAUGACUCAUUAUUACUGCCAUUAUAUGAGUAAUGUGACGAGGAAGGAGCUGGGUGUGUACAGAGCUGUAGUGUCCGACAGCAGAGGAGAAGACGAGAGCGUCCUGGAGCUGAUAGAUGAUGGAGAGGAGGUUAAGACUCUGCUUGAGGGUUGCAAUACUGAACGGGAGGGGUUUGGAGAGCUUGGCAGGGCUCCUCUUACUCGAGGGCUGAGAGGAGAAGAAGACAAGAGAAUUGACUUGGAGGAGCGGAGCAAGCCUGGCAGCAGCAUGCAGAAGGUUUGGAUUGAGAUAUUUGGCCCCACUGAAAACGAUAAAGGGAAGUACACCCUGGAGAUGUUCGACGGCCAGGAAACACACAAGCGCUCUCUGGAUCUGUCUGGACAAGCGUUCGCAGAUGCUUUGCUGGAGCACCAGAGACUGAAGCAAGUGGAGUUUGCUGAGAAAAAUCGAGCCCGAGUCACGAAGGGCCUUCCUGAUGUGGUGGCCAUAAUGGAGGACAAGUCUCUGUGUCUGACGUGUUUUGCCGAGGGCGAUCCUGCACCAGAAAUGUUUUGGCUGAAGAACGACAGAGAAGUCGCCUCCACCGGCCAGUAUAACAUUAAAAAUGAGAAUAAAUCCUCCACUCUCACUAUAAACCACGUGACCAUGGAGGACUCAGGCAACUACAGCAUCUUCGUGCGCAAUAAACACGGAUCGCAGACGGUCCUCGUGACCGUCAGUGUGUAUAAACAUGGUGAAAAGCCUCGAGCAGAUGCAGUGCAAAUGUAAGAGAAGCCACAGUGAUUGAGUAAAGUUAUAUUUUGCCACAUCAAUGAUGGGUGAAUCUGUUUUUAUUAAAGUCAACAAUGGCCUUAUUUACAUGGUGUGUGUUCAUUUUAGAGCCUGUAUGACGGUGUCCAAAAUAAAUAUGUGCUCCCUCUCAGUCCAUCCGAGAUGUGAGUUUGUUUCUUCAUCAGAUUUGGAGAAAUGUAGCAUCAAUGGAUG